Molecule: messenger RNA, 386 nt
Organism: Staurois parvus
Lineage: Eukaryota; Metazoa; Chordata; Amphibia; Anura; Ranidae
Source: the annotation of a GenBank genome assembly
AAAACGCACUGCGUGUGCCUGCAUCGGAUCACAUGGUACAAAAUGAUCAUGCGAUCCAGUUUCAGUGCACUUUAACCCUAGGUUCACAUCUAUGCGGGUGGUGCCGCUGCGGAUCUGCACGAAAAUCCGUGCAGGCACACCACCCGCACAGAGGAAUGUGGACCCGCGGGCGGGUGCCAUUAGUUCUAAUGGCACGCCACCCGCACUGGAAAACCGCAACCGUACUGGGAACCGAGGUUCCUGUGCAGGCUGCGAUUUCCCAAGAGGUGCAGGAACUUCUUCCCUGUGUGUCCUGGAGCACGGGAGUCCAUUCAAAUGAAUGGGCUCUCAUCCCCGAGCAAAAUGCGGCCCGCACGGCCACAUAUAUGUGAACCGGGGGUCAGUGU